AUUUUUUGCGGAAAAGUUGCACGACUUCCACAAACCAAAAACCGCAUGGGAAACAAGUAUACGUGCGUCUCUUUGCCUCCUACAAUAAGCCUGGAAUACACUAAAAAAGAAAAUGGAAGCAUGCAUGUUGAUCUCAAAGGAGGAAAAUAUCAAGUCAUGUCGCUUCUGGGCGCUGAACGUGCUUGAGUGUAUAAAACUACUCUUCGCUACCUCCAAGUCUUUAUCCUUUUUCACACCGUCAGUCCGCUAAACCAAACAUGCGGAGCUGGUUCCUAUGUUUUCCGACCCGAGAGACUUUGAUACAUCAUGAGCUUUUACUUAUGCUGGAAGUUUCAAAUUGCUUUUCUCUAUUCUUCAGGUUUGCUGCUUUCCUCUCCACCUAAAGUACCGAAAGCGAUACCCGAUGAGAUCGAAAUGACUGGAUAUCUGCCCAUAGCUCUUGUGAGAGCUGUGAAAAGUUCAUUCUUAUCAAAAAGAGUAAAUCAAAUAAGAACAACUGUCUCCGGCCCCAAGAUUGUUAACAAGUGGCUCGAUGCUAGCCGUUGUAGCCCACAAGUAAAGGCAUCACUUCCCAAUUAUCAUGUCGCAAUGUUUGAAAGUCAGUCAAAAAGAAGGCAUGGGAUCAGAAAACAUGUGCUUACAGCUCAUGUUUGCUUGACGUACCGAAAAGGAAAGCAAGCAGAUACAUCAGUGUUCUGGCUGCCGUCUCACAAUGGCAUAUAUAUGCCAUUUCGCUAUCCAGCCUGCCAUUACACAGCACCAUUUCUGCAUAGCCUGUACCCAAAAACGGAAUACCAACACGCCGUAAAGUGUUCGAGUUGCUCGUGUCUUACCGAAAUUGGAUAGAGGAGUUCAACAUGUCUGCUGCUCUUCUCUGUGCGUGAAUAGCAGCUCCGGAAACAUCUCUUUCGAUUAAGAUUCUGCGCUCCGACCUUGUAUGCCUGGCUGAGCUAUGGGCUGCGUUCGCGAACACAUGGCUAUUGAACCAAAACAGAACGACCAAGAUGUCAUGUCGCAGUAGUUCUAGCACCAGUACAAUAGGCUGUCUGAUGCAUCCAAUGACUUUUAGCA
Molecule: messenger RNA, 1071 nt
Organism: Macroventuria anomochaeta
Lineage: Eukaryota; Fungi; Ascomycota; Dothideomycetes; Pleosporales; Didymellaceae
Exons: 1
Coding region: 307-846 (179 amino acids)
Source: RefSeq, a predicted model, not a curated record